AUGGCUCGUUUGAUGUGGUUUGCAGUGCAUGAUCAAUUAGAAGAUUUGGAAGAAGGCCGGGAAGUAUCUUCACUCGUACCAUCUCUGCAACCGAUGAAAACGAGCUUCCCUCAAGGCAACAGAAACUGUUACAAUGUGCAGCCUCCGCAGGGAAAAGGCUUCGAGUAUUUGAUCAUAACCCGUUUUGUUAAUGAGGUUGAACCUAUCACCAUAUAA
Arabidopsis thaliana (thale cress) is the source of this 216-nucleotide messenger RNA. Its product is annotated as ER protein carbohydrate-binding protein. The transcript has 3 exons. NCBI's taxonomy places the organism in Eukaryota, Viridiplantae, Streptophyta, Magnoliopsida, Brassicales, Brassicaceae. Gene Ontology annotation, cellular component: membrane. The coding region runs from base 1 to 216 and encodes 71 amino acids. The record is from RefSeq and is marked reviewed.